AGUAAUUAUGUGAGUCUUUGUGUACAAGGACUACAAUUUAAAGUCCCUGAGUGUGUUUCUCUCUGUAAACUAGGGGUGUGCAGUUUCUAAGGAUCACACUCACACGCAUGCCUCUGAAUGUUUCAACUGAACAGUUAGGGAUAUACUAGGGACAUAUUAGGGACAACUGAACACUCAACAGUUAAGAAUUUGGAUGUAGGAAGCUAAUUUCGUAUCAAAAGCUUCAAAUGAGAGGCCAGAGUUAGCCGAUGAAGUAGAAAUUAUUAAGGGAGAAAGAAAACUUCAAGAAAGAAAACUCCACCAAGAGCUGUGAAGAGCGGAUCUCUUGUAGCAUUGAAGACUUCGUGGGGGCCAGCUCAUGGAGUGCCCGGUGUGCUUCUCCCUCUUGCUCCUGCUGGCCUGUAAUGGCCUAAUGCCCAGCGCUGAGGGGCGCAAGGACGGACCUCACACUGACCGCGCCCUGAAAGAUGCGGCUCAGAAACGCUCGUCCCGCUCCUCGGACCUGAAGGCGGGCCGCUGCUCCUACACCUUCAUCGUGCCCCAGCAGAAGCUGAAGGGCGCCCUGUGCGUCAGCCAGGAGUCCGUCGGUCACGCCGCCGCCGCCAACCUCUCAGAGGUGGUGUCACUGCGGCGGGAGCUGAGCCGUCAGCAGGAGCAGCUGGAGAGGGUGCGUACGCAGCUGGAGCAGGAGGGCGCCAUGGCAACCGAGGUGCGGACACUGCGGCGGGAAAGCAGUGCCAUGAACGCCCGCAUCGCCCAGCUCUACGCCGAGCUGCUGCAUGAGAUCACCCACAAGAAGAGCCAGGACCUGGAGCAGCGGAGACUGGAGAACCUGCUCCUCAACUCCACCUCUCAGGUGCUGCAGGUGACCAGCAGCUACCGAGAGCUGGAGAAGAAGUACGAGGCUCUAACCUCUAUGAUGAGCAACCAGAGCCAUCUGCUAAAAGACCUGGAAAAACAGUGUCAACUCUGCAACAAACCCUCACAGACAGAACAAGAGAAGGCACCAUCCUCCGGUUUGCUGUCCAGUCCGAAAUCCAAUGACGUCCAGAGAGACCAGAGUGCCCCGCCGCCUAACUCCAAGUCUGUGCGGGGUGUCCCGGAAGUGGUCACAGCCCCACCUGCCCACUCCACUGACUCCCCACUCAUCAGCCUCCCCGUCACCAAGAGCCCAGGGCCGUGGCGGGACUGCCAGCACGUGCUGGAGUCGGGCGAGACCACCAGCGGCAUCUACCUGCUGCGCCCGCAGGGCACCAACCUGCUGGUGCAGGCCUGGUGCGAGCAGAGCCGUGCCAUGGGGGGCUGGACCGUCAUCCAGAGGAGGCAGGACGGCUCCGUCAACUUCUUCCGCACCUGGGAGUUUUACAAGCAAGGCUUUGGGAAUCUGGACGGGGAGUACUGGCUGGGUCUGGAGCACCUCUACUGGCUUGCUGCACAGGCCACCUACAAGCUGAGGGUGGCCAUGGAGGACUGGAAGGGACGCCAUGUGUUCGCCGAGUACGACAGCUUCCGCCUGGAGCCGGAGAGUGACCGGUACCGUCUGCGUCUGGGCGACUACAGUGGCAACGCUGGGGACUCGCUCUCGUGGCACAGUAACAAAGCUUUUACCACUCACGACCGUGACAACGAUCAUUAUUUAGGGAACUGUGCCCACUACCACAAAGGGGGCUGGUGGUACAACAUGUGUGCCCACUCCAACUUGAACGGCGUGUGGUACAGGGGCGGGCACUACCGGAGCCGCUACCAGGACGGGGUCUACUGGCAGGAGUUCCACGGAGGCGCGUACUCUCUCAAGAAAGUCACCGUGAUGAUCAAACCCACUUAAAUGAGCGAGGUCGACAACAAAGAGAUGCUGUGGGACACGGCUCUCACAUGAUGGACAUACUGAGCACCAGCCGUCUCUGGUUGUCAGCGAGAUGUUGAAGUGUGGACUGUCACUCAACAAUGCGUGGACGUUAGUUAACAGACACACUUUUUGUCCACACGUCUGAGGAAAAAACACAAAAAGGUCCCAACUGCAAGUGGACGUUUUCUUCUUAAUGAUGUGUGAUUCUGAAUAUAUAUGGAGAAGCACAAUGAGAAAACAUUGAGGUUUUAAUAGCGCUGUGUGUGUACAUUCAUGGACUGUUGAUGAGUUCUUGAGCCAACCCCCAUCCAGAGAGAUGCGUUGUUUUAUAAAGCGAUGCAGUAUGUGCAUAAUCUGGAGUUCUACUUUGAGGCUACAAAGUGCCAAAUGGCAUUCUUGCCAGUAUGAGAAGGUUCGUUUCAUGUGUUCAUGUUUCUUCAAAA
Molecule: messenger RNA, 2289 nt
Organism: Sardina pilchardus (European sardine)
Lineage: Eukaryota; Metazoa; Chordata; Actinopteri; Clupeiformes; Clupeidae
Gene: angptl6
Product: angiopoietin-like 6
Exons: 7
Coding region: 359-1825 (488 amino acids)
Source: RefSeq, a predicted model, not a curated record